Messenger RNA from Drosophila virilis, 369 nucleotides. Its product is annotated as eggshell protein 1. Lineage: Eukaryota; Metazoa; Arthropoda; Insecta; Diptera; Drosophilidae. The record is from RefSeq and is a predicted model, not a curated record.
AUGCAAAUCAUUCGUUCUUCACAUCGGUUGCUCCUACUGCUGGGCAUCUGCUUGGUGUGCCUGCUCCAAGGUGCCACAGCCGGUAAAGUAAAGCUCUUUGCAUUUAAGGGUCCGCAUGCCGGUUUUGUUGGAUUGAAAGUACGAACUCCAAAGUUGCUAGGACUUAAGCAUGGACUGGUGGGUCAUACUGGCGGAUUCGGUGGCGGCUUUGGUGGGGGCUUCGGUGGUUCAGUUGGCGUCGGCGGGGGCUUCGGCGGUGGCCACAGUAGUGGCUAUGAGCACCACGAGGAAUAUCAUCACGAGAGCCACUACAGCAGCGGGGGAAGCUAUGGAGGUGGCAGUUUCGGAGGCGGCUUGUGGGGAAAAUAA